AUGUGCCGAAGACAAACUCAGUGGAAGCCCCGUGAUGCUUACGCCCUGUCGGCAGCAUCUGAUGACAGCUCGGGAGAUGAGAAGAAACUUUACACACUAGUGGCUCACAAAACGACUGAUGGCCGCAUGGUUAAGCCAAUUUUCAAAGAAAUCACUUGGGAUGGUGUGCCUGUUACUAUGUUGAUCGAUACGGGGUCCCCCGUGAGUGUUAUCUCAAUGAGCCUGUUCAAGCAGAAUCAAAGCAGAUGGCCGCCUCCAAGCAGCACCACUCUCAGACUGUCAUGUUUUUUGGGAGAGCUUCCAGUGGUUGGAGAACUGCACAUGAAAGCAAUCUGUGAGGAACACGACGUACAGGGCACCCUGGUUAUCGUCGAUACUCCUGGACCAGCGCUGUGCGGAAGGGACACGAUCAAGGCGUUUAACAACUGCGGAGUAGCCAUGAUGAUUUCAAAUGUCGUCGCAAACCUCAGCACGCGCAAGGAAGACCGCACAAGCCAGCAACUUCAGACCUUGCUCAAGGAAUUCGAAGAUGUGUUUUCGCCAGGUUUAGGACUAUACAAAGGUCCACCUGUGAAGCUGAUCUUGAAAGAAAACGCCACGCCCCGCUUUUGCAAAGCACGUACGGUGCCAUAUGCUUUGACGACCAAACUGUCUGAUGCUUUGGACCGAUUAGUGGCAGACGGCGUUAUAUCACCGGUUAUGGCAGCAGAAUGGGCGACGCCGGUGGUUCCAGUAGUUGAAACUGAUGGGUCCAUUCGACUGUGUGGCGAUUUUCGGCUGACAGUGAACGUGGCCACCGUGACUGAGCAGUACCCAUUACCUCGUGUGGACGACAUCUUUGCAAGACUGAAUGGCGGUGAAGUAUUUAGUACACUGGAUUUGACUCAAGCGUACAACCAGCUGCCCCUGGAUGACGAGGCCAAGAAGCUGACUGUCAUAAACACUCACAAGGGCCUAUUUUGCUUCAAUAGGCUUCCUUUUGGAAUUAGCUCAGCUCCGGCCAUCUUCCAGAGGCAUAUGGAUGCCCUGUUCAAGGAUCUUCCGGGUGUACAAGCCUAUCUGGAUGGCAUCAUAGUGGCCGAAAAGCGCAAUGACACUUCAUUGCUAAAGCAAGUCCUGCAGCGCUUACGUGACUAUGGGCUCAGGAUAAACAUUAAGAAAUGCAAAUUCAGACAAGAAGUCACCUUUCUCGGACAUCGAGUCUAUGCUAAUGGGCUCAAACCGAAGGACGACAACAUUGAAGCAGUUCUCCAAGCACCGGUCCCCAAGUCAGUGAGUUAA
Messenger RNA from Rhipicephalus sanguineus (brown dog tick), 1281 nucleotides. RefSeq lists its product as uncharacterized. Gene Ontology annotation, biological process: proteolysis. The transcript has a single exon. The coding region runs from base 1 to 1281 and encodes 426 amino acids. NCBI's taxonomy places the organism in Eukaryota, Metazoa, Arthropoda, Arachnida, Ixodida, Ixodidae. The record is from RefSeq and is a predicted model, not a curated record. Gene Ontology annotation, molecular function: aspartic-type endopeptidase activity.